CUAACGAUUUUAAUGAUGAAUAUAAGAAAAGUUUUUUUGAAUUAUCUAAGAGAUGAUCAGAUAUCUCUUGUAUUAUUUAAUAGUCAAUUUACUUCAAAUUAUUUAGAAUUUAAUAAUGUUGAAAUUGCAAGAGCUUUUGAUGUUCCUGAUUUGUAUUUCUUAAAGAAUAUAAUGAACUUAAAAGUCAAUUCAGAGAUUUCUGAUACUCAUAAUGGAUAUUUUUUAGAUGCAAUAUUAUUAUGCCAGGAUAUGUUAAUAAACUCGUUUCCUAAUAUUUAUAAUGAGAAUGAAGCAAAAAUUAAGAAAUCACCAUGCUAUAAAAACAAAAAUAAUUUCAUUGAUAGAAGGAUUAUCCUCUUUACUAAUUUUAAAGGCAAUAUAUGUGAUGAAGCAUCAUUGAAAAAUCUUAGGAAUAUAUGUGAAACAUUUUAUAAAUCUCACAUAAAGAUGAACAUAGUUGGUCUAAACUUAAAUAACUUUGAGUUUAAUGCAAAAUUGAAAAAUUUAAGUUUAAAUAUAUUCCAAAACAAGCCCUUACUAAAAAUAAAGAUCUCUAACAACUCGGAAAUUAAAACAGAUCAUAAAUUAGACAUUUUUGAACAUAAUUUAGCUAUAAUCCAAUUGCUUAAAAAAGAAACUAAUCAAUUUAGCAGAAAGUUCUACAAUAUCCAAAUAAAAGAUCAACAAAAUGAAGCACAACCAAUAAUUGAGUCAUAUUCCUUUGACCAAGUUUUCCAGUCAAUUAACUCUAACCAAAUGACAUCUAUAAGGGCUAUCAAAUCAAUGUCCCUUUACAACUCUCUUAAGAUUAAUCAAGAUUUGUUGUCCAUUCCCAUAAGAGGGUUUUACAGAAUUAAAAAUGCUACUUUUCCUAGGACAUGGAAAAAAAUUAUUGAAGAAUCAAAUAUAACUAUGUCCCACAAAGUUUACAAUCAAAUUAAAGAUGAAAGCACAAACAUGAUUUUAGAUGACAAAAAAGUUAUUAAUACAAACAAAAGGAAAUUAAUUAUCUUGAAUGACGAAGACGAAGAAGAAUUUGAGGAUGUUGAUUUGAAAUUCAUGCCUAAUUAUGUAAAAGCUUAUAAAUAUGGCUCGACACUUGUACCAUUUUCUACAGAAGAUGAACUAGCAGCUCAAAAUUUAUCAUCAUUUGGAAAAGAUAACGAAAUAUAUCAUGGAAAAUCAUUGCUCAUAAUUGGAUAUUCAAAAUCUAAAAAUAUUCCAGUUUACAAAUUUUUGGGAGACGGCUGUAUUGAAUUCUUAUGGGACGAAACUAUGUCAUAUACGAAGUCUAAAAAUAGGCUAGGGGAUAAUGAAGACAAGGCAGCUUUUAAAUGCGCAUUUGAAAAUUUAGUUACGGCUAUGUACGAGUCAGAUUUGAUAGCCAUCGCUCGCUACCAGAGUGCUAACAAAAGGGUCGCUUCAAACCAGCCGAAAAUAGUUGCUCUAACUCCUAAAAUCAAAAAUAAUUAUCGAUGCCUCAUAUUGAACAUUUUGCCAUUUUUGGAGGAUAUCAGGCUUUAUAAAUUUCCCAAUUUUAUUGAAACCCACUCAAAAUCUGCUGAUCAUAAAACUUUGGAAAAUUCGAAAGAUAAUCCACAUAAUUUUGAAGUCAUUGAUAGAUUAAUCGAUUCUAUGAAUAUGAUGACUAAAAAAUUAGAUUUGCUACCUUCUGAUGUUGAAUCUGAAAUGAAGGAAAUGCUCAAACCGAAAUACACUCCCAAUCCUUAUUUUAAUAUACUUAUCAAUGCAAUUAGCCAUAGAGCGGUUCAAGAGAUUUCUGAGGAAAAAUAUAAUAGCCCUAAGAUAUUUGAAAGACAAGAUUAUAGAGUAAAUUUCCCAUUUAAUCCUCAUUCACCCCAACUUAAACGCGUAUUUAAAGAUUUAGAGAAAUCUUUUAAGUGGUAAAAGUAAUCGCCGAAUUGCCAAAGAAUUAACUCUAGCUCGACGAACAAUGGAUUAUAUACUUAAAAGAUUACGCAACAAUAAUACAAUAUCGAAAGAGGCCUGGAAGACCCCGCAAAAUGACUUUAAGCGAUGAUAGGAUAUAGCAAGGAUCAAUAAACGCAAUCGACGCCUUGUCGCCUCAGAGAUAGCUGCGGAGAUUAAUCUGACUCGGGAAAACUCGAUAAGUGUCAUAACUGUGAAAAGGUGCCUUAGGAGUUUUGAACUUUAUGAUAGGGUAGCGGUCAAAUAACCACUCUUGAGCAAAAAAAUAAACUCAAGCGAUUAGACUGGGUACGAAAACAUCAAUUUUGGCUGCCAACUGGUACCACGUCUUAUGAAGUGAUGAGUCAAAAUUCUAAAUCUUCUGUUCUUAAAGAAGGCAAUAUAUCCGCCGCUCAGCUGGAGAGCGAACGAACGAUCACUGCAUAAUUCCUACAGUCAAAUUCGGGGGAGGGUCUGUUAUGGUGUGGGGGUGCUUUGGUGCCGGGGCAACCGCCGACAUUGUCAAAAUUAAAGGAAUUCUUAACAAGGGAAACCGGCAAAUCCUCGAGGACCAUGUGAUUUCAUCAGGAAAGCAUUUGAUCUGGAGUAACUUUUUAUUUCAACAAGAUAAAGACCCAAAGCAUAUAUCCAGGCUAUGCAAAGGUUAUUUACAAAAUCUACAACAACACGAUAUUCUCGAGUUGAUGACUUGGCCAUCCCAGUCUCCCAAUCUCAAUCCAAUCGAACUUUUAUGGGAUCACCUUGAUCGAAAAGCGCGAAAAGGCCCUCUAACCUCUCAAUCGCACCUUUGGGAAGUAUUACAGAGAGAAUGGAACAAUAUCACUUCCAAAUAUUUAAAAAAUCUCAUCGAAAGAUUAUUAAAAAUUUGUGCAGCAAUUAUUAAGAAUA
This is a messenger RNA of Gordionus sp. m RMFG-2023, 2838 nucleotides long. RefSeq names its product X-ray repair cross-complementing protein 5-like. Gene Ontology annotation, cellular component: Ku70:Ku80 complex. The transcript is spliced from 11 exons. Lineage: Eukaryota; Metazoa; Nematomorpha; Gordioida; Chordodea; Parachordodidae. The record is from RefSeq and is a predicted model, not a curated record. Gene Ontology annotation, molecular function: double-stranded DNA binding; telomeric repeat DNA binding. Bases 13 to 1908 code for a protein of 631 amino acids. Gene Ontology annotation, biological process: telomere maintenance; double-strand break repair via nonhomologous end joining.